Trichomycterus rosablanca is the source of this 1149-nucleotide messenger RNA. RefSeq names its product PR domain zinc finger protein 12-like. Gene Ontology annotation, cellular component: nucleus. Bases 1 to 1149 code for a protein of 382 amino acids. NCBI's taxonomy places the organism in Eukaryota, Metazoa, Chordata, Actinopteri, Siluriformes, Trichomycteridae. Gene Ontology annotation, biological process: regulation of gene expression; neurogenesis. The transcript has 5 exons. Gene Ontology annotation, molecular function: histone methyltransferase binding. The record is from RefSeq and is a predicted model, not a curated record.
AUGGGCUCGGUGUUCCCCUCCGACGCGCUGAUGAUCAAGUCCGGCUUCAGGUCCCCAAACCUCUCCCUGUGUGAGAUCAUCACCUCGGAUGUGCUCCACAGCUUUCUGUACGGGAGAUGGAGGAACGUGCUGGGAGAAAACCAUCAUCACCUUCAUCAUUACAACCUUCAUCAUGUUCACCUCUCAGAGGAGAAGCAGCAGCAGAAUCCCACCAGCAAAACCGCGUUCACUGCCGAGGUGCUGGCGCAGUCCUUCUCUGGAGAGGUGCAGAAGUUGUCCAGCCUGGUGCUGCCCAGUGAAGUGAUCAUCGCUCAGAGUUCCAUCCCUGGUGAGGGUCUGGGAAUUUUCUCCAAGACUUGGAUUAAAGCAGGGACUGAGAUGGGUCCGUUUACCGGCCGGCUUAUUUACCCUGAGCAUGUGGACUUGCUGAAGAACAACAACCUGAUGUGGGAGGUUUUCAAUGAGGAUGGGACUGUACGCUACUUUAUAGAUGCCAGUCAGGAGGACCAACGUAGCUGGAUGACCUACAUUAAGUGUGCACGGAAUGAGCAGGAGCAGAACCUGGAGGUGGUGCAGAUCGGCAGCAGUAUCUUCUACAAAGCAGUGGAGACUAUCCCUCCUGACCAAGAGCUGCUCGUUUGGUACGGAAAUUCACACAACACGUUUUUGGGAAUCCCUGGGGUCCCUGGUAUUGAAGAUGAACAACAGAAAAAACCCAAAAGUGAUGAUUCUCACUUGUGCGACGGCAGCUCUUCAUCCCCCCCAUCAUCCUCCUCAGCAUCCAGCCGAAUGCGCUGCGUAAUCUGCCACCGAGGCUUCAACUCCCGCAGUAACCUGCGCUCCCACAUGCGCAUUCACACCCUGGACAAACCUUUCGCCUGUCGCUUCUGUAACCGCCGCUUCAGCCAGUCAUCCACACUGCGUAACCACGUCCGUCUGCACACUGGCGAGCGCCCUUACAAGUGCCAUGUGUGCCAAAGUGCUUACUCACAGCUGGCAGGACUGCGAGCUCACCAGAAGAGUGCCAGACACCGGCCGACGGGUGCCAAUCCGGAGACCAGACAGUCCUCACCAUCCCCUCCAUCACAGAGAGCCUCCAUGGCGCAACCGGUGCCACUGGUGCACCAUAUAGCCACCAUGGUACUCUGA